Messenger RNA from Danaus plexippus (monarch butterfly), 1308 nucleotides. It is a transcript of the gene PGAP5, whose product is annotated as metallophosphoesterase 1-like. Gene Ontology annotation, molecular function: hydrolase activity. The coding region runs from base 143 to 1198 and encodes 351 amino acids. Lineage: Eukaryota; Metazoa; Arthropoda; Insecta; Lepidoptera; Nymphalidae. Gene Ontology annotation, biological process: GPI anchor biosynthetic process. The record is from RefSeq and is a predicted model, not a curated record. The transcript is spliced from 7 exons.
UCCAUAUGACUGGGUAGUCAUGUCAAAUAAUACCUAUUACCUACAUCCUAGCUAAUACAGCCGCCUUUUUUGAAUGUAAUCUGUUAUAUUUCAAGAUUUUUAUUUGAUAACAUGAUGAUAAAAGAUAACGUUUUUAUGAAAUAUGAGACGACUCACAAAAAAUUUGCUAAUACUUUUAAUUGGUUUAGGUUUAAUUGGAUUUUAUUGUGAGUUUCUUAUUUACUAUAUAGUGACCCUCCAGUGCGGCUGGCCAAAUUUAACAGAUCAAAAUGAAGAUGUAUUAAAGGCGUUUAUAUUAUCAGACCCCCAUUUACUAGGUCCUUUUAGAGGACAUUGGUUAGAUAAAUGGCGAAGAGAAUGGCAAAUGCAUCAAUCAUUUCAGGCUAUUGUUAAGGUACACAAUCCUGAUGUAGUCUUUGUGUUGGGAGACUUAUUUGAUGAAGGAGAAUGGACAAAUAAUAAACAAUUUAAAAGUUAUGUGGAUAGAUUUCACAACUUAUUUUCAUUACCAGAUCACAUCAAGAUGUAUGCUAUAGUUGGUAAUCACGACAUAGGUUUUCAUAAUCGUAUACGAAGAGGCUCAGCUGAAAGAUUUUCAAAACUUUUGAAUGCCCCGUCAGUACAACAUAUUAUAUUAAAAGAUAACCAUUUUGUUCUUAUAAAUUCCAUGGCUUUAGAAGGUGAUUCAUGUGAUCUUUGCCAAAAAGCACAGAUGAGUAUAGACAAAAUUGCAGAGAGGCUAGACCUGUGUUCUAAAAAGUCUGAACAAUGCUCCAUGAAUAAUACUAUAGUUAAGUAUAGCAAACCUGUAAUAAUGCAGCAUUUCCCACUAUUUCGAAAGUCUGAUUCAAUUUGCACUGAGCCUGAUGCUCCACCAUUGCCUGAAAGGAACAAAUUGUUCAGACCUAAAAUUGAUGCUCUCUCAAAAGAAGCCACCGAGUAUUUAGUGAGGCAAAUUAAGCCCAGAGCAGUGUUUGGUGGGCACACUCACCAUGGAUGUCUUGUACAGCAUUUAUACAAACAGUAUGAUGAUAUUGAAUUUCUAGAAUAUUCUGUACCAUCAUUUUCGUGGAGGAAUAGACCUGAUCCAAAAUAUUUACUGGUAUCUAUAACUCCAAAUUCAUAUAAGACAAUCAAGUGUGCUCUGCCCACAGAAACUACAUUAGCCCUGACUGCUGUUAUAUUGAUAGUUUAUUAAUAAUUUACAUCUCAAGAAUGAGAAUUAUAGGCAGGAAGGUUUAAUAAUAAUAAAAUAUAUUUUCUUACUAACCACAAGGAUUAUAUUUGAUAAUAAAUAUUUUUUGACAA